Messenger RNA from Tetrahymena thermophila SB210, 1158 nucleotides. Its product is annotated as SIR2 family transcriptional regulator. Gene Ontology annotation, molecular function: NAD+ binding. The transcript has a single exon. The record is from RefSeq and is a predicted model, not a curated record. NCBI's taxonomy places the organism in Eukaryota, Ciliophora, Oligohymenophorea, Hymenostomatida, Tetrahymenidae.
AUGGAUACUGCACACAAAACAGAAGAUGAAAAAAAGGAAUACUUCGAUGCUCCUGAUGUUUUAGAAUAAAAGGUUACUCUUUUAGCUGAAAUGAUUAAAACUUCAAAGCACUUUGUAGCUUUCACAGGAGCAGGAAUUUCUACUUCUACAGGAAUUCCUGAUUUUAGAAGUGGAAUUAACACUGUUCUUCCUACUGGACCAGGAGCUUGGGAGAAAUUAGCCUAAAAAGUUGAUAAUAAGCAUAAAAAUAUCAAGACUAGCAUGUUGAAAGCUAUUCCUUCACCCACACAUAUGGCUUUGGUUUAGUUACAAAAAAUAGGUUAUUUGAAAUUCCUUAUUAGCUAAAAUGUAGACGGAUUGCACAGAAGAAGUGGUUUCUCACCCUAACACUUAGCUGAAUUGCAUGGCAAUACAAAUCUUGAAAAAUGUAAAAAAUGUGGCAAAGAAUACUUGAGAGAUUUUAGAGUUAGAAAUGCAUAGAAAGUUCAUGAUCACAAAACAGGUAGAAAGUGCAGCGAUUAAAAAUGCAAAGGAGAUCUUUAUGACUCUAUUAUAAAUUUUGGUGAAAAUUUACCUGAAAAAGAUUUAAAUGAAGGAUUUGCUUAAUCAAAAAAAUCUGAUUUGCAUUUGGUUUUAGGAAGUAGUUUAAGAGUAACACCUGCUGCAGACAUGCCUGCCACCACUGCAGAAAAAGGUCAAAAAUUAGUUAUAAUAAACUUGCAAAAAACUCCUUUAGACUCAGUAGCUACUCUCAGAAUAAAUGCUAUGUGUGAUGAUGUUAUGAAAAUGGUUAUGAAAAAACUUGGAUUAGAUAUACCAGAAUUCACUCUUGAAAGAAGAGUUGUCUUAGAAAAAACAGGUAUGAAUGCCUUAACAGUUUCAAGCUAAGACUCGGACGAUUCCCCCUAUGAUUUGUUUAAAUAAAUUAAAGUAGAUUACGGCAAAAUACAUCCUGAAUAAACUUUACUUAAGGCUCCAUUCAAUAUCAUACCAAAAAAUAAAACAUUCUCUCUAAAUUUAAGCUUUUAUGGACACUAUGGCGAGCAAGAUUUUAACUUAAAUAUCGAUAUGGCUGCUCUCUCCAUUAAUAAAAAAGUGAAAUAUUUAAUACAAUAUUCACCAAAAGAAUAAAAAUGGAUUAGUUGCAAAGAAAUAUGA